AUGUUAAACAUGUUACCGAAAUAUUUGAGAAAUAUUGAAAAUGAAGUUGAAAUUAAACUGAAGCAACUUAAACAGUCCACAUCUGAAAUACUAGAUAAAAAACAAAUGUACUUCGAUGAAGUUUUAAAGAUUUAUCGAGAGGCUUUUACAAGUUUGGCUAACUGCACAAUUACGCAUUCAAAUCUGCUUAAUAAGAUUAAAAUUGCCUACGAAGAUUCAUUGCGGGUAAGAGAUGAACGAAUCUGCCAAUUUCAGACCCAAGAUGUCUACGUUCUGGAUGGUGGAUUCUCUUCUCAAAUUUCACGUCAUGUUGGAGUAACUGCGGACGGCGAUCCUCUUUGGAGUGCUCGGUUCUUACGUAGUAAUCCGGACGACGUAAUUAAAACACAUUUAGAUUUCAUUCGUGCCGGUGCUGACAUAAUAAGCACAAACACCUAUCAGGCGUCGGUGGACGGAUUCGUAAAACAUCUCGGUCUUACAGAAAACCAAAGUCUUGAUUUGAUCAAACAGGCAGUCGGGUUUGCUAAGCGAGCCAAGGAAUUAUAUAAAGAAGAAUGUGAGAAGGCAUCAGUACAACCGCGUGACAUUUACAUCGCCGGCUCCGUGGGACCCUAUGGAGCUUAUCUCCAUGAUGGAUCAGAGUACUCGGGUUCAUAUGCUAAAAAUACUUCUAAGGAAUCCAUGGAGAAAUGGCACAGACCUCGUAUUGAGGGUUUAAUAGAGGCCGGCAUAGACAUCUUAGCUUUAGAAACAAUGCCAUGUGGAAAAGAAGCUGAAAUGCUUGCAAGCAUGAUAAAAACUUAUGCUCCAAUACCAGCCUGGAUAACAUUCAGUUGUAAAGAUGAUAAAAGUCUAGUUGACGGAGAGGAUUUUCAAACAGUGGCACGAAGAUGCUGGGAAAUAAAUACAGAACAACUCAUCGGUGUUGGAGUGAACUGUUGCUCCCCGAAGGUUGUCGGGAAUCUUUUUAAAGACAUAAGUAAGAGAAUAGAGCCACCUAUGAGUUUAGUUACAUAUCCAAAUUCAGGAGAAAAAUAUACCGAGGAGGGUUGGGGGGAGCGAGACUGUGAUACAUUGGACACAUAUGUACAUGAUUGGUUGGAUCUAAAUGUGAAGUUUGUUGGAGGCUGCUGCAGGACAUACGCUGAAGACAUUGCUCAAAUAACAAAGAAAAAAGUAUUUGGUAUUUCAAUGAGAAAAAAACAAACAGAUGACAAAAUAAAAAUGUUGUUACAAGAGAACAAUAACUUGAAGGAGGAGAAUCUUAAGCUAUCUUUGAAAAUAUCAAGAUUAAAAAGAGAAAUUGGAAAGAUUAAAGAUGACAAGUUUUCGGACUACUUGUGUCUGAUGCGUGAGCGUGACGCUCGAUAUACAUUAUACUUCGAGAACGUGGCGCUUCAUCUGAAGCUAAGAGAGUUAGACGGCACUACCAGGUGUUACUCGGUCGACGACUCCUAUGGUGAUCCUGUCAUACUUAAAAUCGCUUUAGAAAAGUGUCGGGAACAGUUAUCAGCUGCGCAAAAUAACUUGAAAAGAAUGAAAGAAGAGUACUCAGAGACCAUACCGCGACGGGAACAUGAUUUACUGGACGCUAAAUGUUACGAGCUCACCAAGGAAGUGAACACUUUGAAAACUGAAUACGGUAUUCUGCAAAAUGCACAUAAACGAGCCUUAGGCCAGAAGAAAAGCUUGGAGGAAGAAUUACGUGAGGUGAAGGAGCGAUGUGGUGACCUAGAGCGAUCUGGUACUCCGCGACCAUGCUGGGAACUAUGUGGAGACUUCAUCAGUGGCGGCCGGGACCGGUGGUGGCAGUUAGCUAGCGGUUUAUCAUCGAGAGACAUGCUGAGAGUUUUAUUAAAAGAACUCGGGCCUGCAGCCGAGAGCGAACAUCUAGAAUACUUCGAUGGUCUGGGUACUGACCCAGCGAUCCCUCCCUAUCUCCGUCAUGAAGGUCGAGUCCGUAAUCUUCGUCUAUCCCGGCGCGAGGUUCGAGUGCUUGUAAACGACAUCUGGACGUCUCGAGCCACUCACAGAGAUCUUCCUCUACAGGAUUACGUCACACGAUACUUUGAAGAGAGGUACCAACAGCCAUCAGUUCGUGCGGAGUGGUCGUACAACAUGUGCGCGGGUCUCGAGCAGAUGAUGGACGAGCCCAGCGUAAAAGUGUUCUGGGGCGCGCUGCUUGGACAACUCAGCGAAGACGUGUACUGGAGGCUUAGAGAUUCCUGGCACAUGCUUAGGGAUAGGCUCUAUACACACACUGGCGGGGAGGAGACCCUAAGUAUUGAGGAAUUGGAGAAGGUAACGCGGGCGACCUUCCCCUUGAAGAAUGAAGUUGACAUAAAGAACUUGAUGGACGUCGUCAAGAAACAACUGAAACUGAAGAUAAACGUUGUUGAGGUGAACUUGGAUAAAUUGUUUUUUGAGAAUGAAGAAGGUUUCGACCGAUCGGAAUUAGCGCGGGAAUUAUACAGACAACGACAACUGGCUCAAGACAAAUACAUAAGAGAAGUGAUCGCUGAACUCGGGGGGAGGAACCUUAAUAAGACUAUUAGUGUGGACUGUCUUAAACGUGCCUUCGCCAUUGUCGACCCGGCCAUAGAUCACAUCCGCAUGGAACGCUACAUCCGCUGGGCCUUCUCAGACCAAAGUUCUGAACUAACAGCCAUUUGUCCUUUACCGCUACGUACUAUCGUGUCGAGACUUGCAGCGGGAGACAUUGAGCGCAUUGGACCGAGACAAAAAGGAUUUCGUAGAUCUUAUAAAUAA
Messenger RNA from Danaus chrysippus (African queen), 2769 nucleotides. The record is from the annotation of a GenBank genome assembly. Lineage: Eukaryota; Metazoa; Arthropoda; Insecta; Lepidoptera; Nymphalidae.